AGCUCGGAAAGAGAGCAACGUUUCUGAGCAAAACAACAGUCUGGAACAAGGGGAGAGGAUGCGGAGAAGCUAAAUAUCGGUAAUCAGUACACGAACCUGAGAUUUUUGCCGAUGCUUCUUUUGUAAAUGUUGUCGAACCCAUGAACUUGGCCAGUCAGAGCGGGGAGGCCGGCUCCAGCCAGCUCCUCUUCGCCAACUUCAACCAGGACAACACGUCCUUGGCUGUUGGCACCAAAUCUGGCUAUAAGUUCUUCUCUUUAUCAUCAGUGGAUAAACUAGAACAGAUAUAUGAAUGCACUGACACAGAAGAUGUGAGCAUCGUGGAAAGGCUGUUCUCCAGCAGCUUGGUUGCUAUCGUUAGCCUUAAAGCUCCUCGGAAACUGAAGGUGUGUCACUUUAAGAAAGGGACUGAGAUUUGUAACUACAGCUAUUCCAAUACCAUCCUGGCUGUCAAGCUCAACAGACAGAGGCUAAUAGUAUGUCUGGAAGAAUCUCUGUACAUCCACAAUAUCCGAGAUAUGAAAGUACUGCACACCAUCAGGGAGACCCCUCCAAACCCUUCAGGUCUAUGUGCACUGUCGAUUAAUAAUGAUAAUUGCUACUUGGCAUACCCUGGGAGUGCGACAAUAGGAGAGGUGCAGGUCUUCGACACUAUCAAUCUGAGAGCCGCUAAUAUGAUCCCAGCCCAUGACAGCCCUCUGGCAGCUUUGGCUUUCGACGCAAGUGGUACCAAACUGGCCACAGCCUCUGAAAAGGGGACUGUGAUCCGAGUGUUCUCCAUUCCAGAGGGACAGAAGCUCUUUGAGUUCAGGCGGGGAGUGAAGAGGUGUGUCAGUAUCUGCUCUCUUGCAUUUAGUAUGGAAGGACUGUUCCUGUCUGCAUCCAGUAAUACUGAAACCGUUCAUAUCUUCAAACUGGAGACACAAAAGGAAAAGCCGCAGGAGGAACCCACAACUUGGUCUGGCUACUUUGGGAAGGUGCUGAUGGCCUCCACCAGCUACUUGCCAGCCCAGGUCACAGAGAUGUUUAACCAGGGCAGGGCCUUCGCUACAGUCAGACUGCCCUUCUCUGGGCACAAGAACAUCUGCGCACUUGCCACAAUUCAGAAGAUCCCUCGUUUGUUGGUGGCAGCGGCUGACGGUUACCUGUACAUGUAUAACCUGGACUCGCAGGAGGGAGGAGAGUGCACACUAAUGAAACAGCACAAGUUAGACGGAAGUGUUGAGCCAGCUAAUGAAAUUCUGGAGCCAACAACGCAUGACCGUCCAUUGGUGGCACAGACAUAUAGUGCCGCUGUGGCAAAAGGAUACUCCGAGGAUCAGGGAGCAGUUGGUGGGGUUGGUCUGGAUGAUGACAUGAACUCCCUGCGUUUGGAUGAAGAAAACGAGCAGCCUCCCAUGAUCCUUCAGACUGACUGACGUACCUUGUUACCUGUGAACUUGCCUCUUGGGUCGUAGAACUGUGACAUUGAACUCUCUUGUGCUGCUAAGAACGUGUAACUGAGUGGAAGAGAGAUUAAAAGGAGAGGAAAUUAAAAAAAACAAAAAAAAACAAACAGAUGUAGCCUAAUUCUGUAUCGAUAAAUAUAUAUUGUUUUUUUUUUUUCUUUCCCAGUGACAUUUAAAUCUUGCACAUCUAUGCUAGCUGUACUUGAUUUUUCUUUCGCCAAAAAAAACCCCAAAAGAUUGCAGCUGCCCCAUGCAGAUUCUAAACCUCUUAGCUUUGCAUGCACACAUGUGCCAAUUAUAGCAUCGAUACACAUAUUUAUUUGCGUUCUCUUUCAUGGUUUCCAAGAUGACUGUCGGAGCCGUCUCGCAGAUUGGGAUGUAAGAUUUGAGUUACGCUAUAAUAAGAAAUGCUAUGUUCCUGUUUUCUAGGUCAGAAUAAUUGUGGAUAUAGUCUUGUAAAAAUUGUGAUAGACGCAUGUUGACUUUUGUUUUGUUCCAAAGCCAUUGAAAAAGCAGAAAUAGACAAUGGUUGGUGCUGCUGUGCAGCUGUUUCAGUAUACUAGGCCUACAUAUUGGUCAUUAUCCCUGCUGGGUAGACUUCAUGGAAAGUCUAUUCCUACUUUUAAAAUGAAUGUCUGUAUCCGUUCAAUGGAUAGGCAUUUUGGCAUCGGACCAGGAUCAAAUACUAAGGUUUACCGAAGACGGAAUGUUGCUUUCACUUGCAUUAGUUCCUUUUAAACUUCUUUCCUCUAAAUUGCUAUCUCAUCUGGUUCAGUUGUUGAAUUAAAUAGCAUAUGGAUUACAGAUGUAUAGCCCUACCAUUUUGUAGCAGUUUGACAUCAAAGUUAAAUGCUUUUAUAAAUGACCCUUCUUUACAAAGAAGUUUAUCAUUUAUUUUUAUUUUUGUUUUCAUUAAAGAAUGUGCAACAAAAUGUUUAGCAAAAGCACAGAACCAGGGACACAUUUGCAGCCCAAGUUUAACAAGUUUAAAGCUGCUGCAAGAUCGCAGCUUCGUUCCAUUGGUAAGUUUACGGAUGUGCUUUCCAUUUAUAGUGGUUUACAAACUUGCAUUUCUGACUUCCCAAGGCAGAUGUUCUGUCAGUGUGUUGAAGGUGUGUGUGUUUUACAUAAAACAAGAGUACAACCUUUUAUUUUUUUUUGGCAGUUGCAUGUUUCUGGCUCGAAAAAAAAAAAAAGAUUUAAAGGCUUGAAGAGGCCCUUUUAUUUUUUAAUGUCAUAAGGUGGUUAAUCUGAUUAAAGUCAAACAAUUGUAUUGCAAGAAGAUGUAAGAAAUGGGAUAGAUACACAUAACUGUGUGUGUAUGUUUUCUUAAACAGCGUUCUGUUCAAAACCUUAGAAAUGGAGCCGUCUGGUUUGAAGCUGUUUCUGGAGGGGGUGCUGUGCCUUGGCAUGCGUUCAUUGGGGAUGAGAUGAAAGCUGCUGUAUUUACCUUGUUUUCUUUGCAGUGCUUGUGAAAUGACAUUAAACGACUGUUCCUAAAACAAAACACAUUCCACAGAAUGAACUGUCAAAAUGAGAAUACAGCAGUUGAUGGAUUUUUAUUUUUUAUGUAAAUAAAAGAAAGUUGAGUGUGA
This is a messenger RNA of Acipenser ruthenus (sterlet), 3043 nucleotides long. RefSeq names its product WD repeat domain phosphoinositide-interacting protein 2. The record is from RefSeq and is a predicted model, not a curated record. The transcript has 12 exons. Gene Ontology annotation, molecular function: phosphatidylinositol-3-phosphate binding; protein binding; phosphatidylinositol-3,5-bisphosphate binding. NCBI's taxonomy places the organism in Eukaryota, Metazoa, Chordata, Actinopteri, Acipenseriformes, Acipenseridae. Gene Ontology annotation, biological process: autophagy of mitochondrion; nucleophagy; protein localization to phagophore assembly site. Bases 141 to 1418 code for a protein of 425 amino acids. Gene Ontology annotation, cellular component: extrinsic component of membrane; cytosol; phagophore assembly site membrane.